Molecule: messenger RNA, 3245 nt
Organism: Drosophila miranda
Lineage: Eukaryota; Metazoa; Arthropoda; Insecta; Diptera; Drosophilidae
Gene: kat80
Product: katanin p80 WD40 repeat-containing subunit B1
Exons: 8
Coding region: 377-2887 (836 amino acids)
Biological process (GO): microtubule depolymerization; microtubule severing
Cellular component (GO): katanin complex
Molecular function (GO): microtubule binding
Source: RefSeq, a predicted model, not a curated record
CAUCGAUAGUUUCUGCCAGCCCUAGUCUUAUAAUGUGCAUUUGUUUUUGUCCACAAAAAUUGUCUCUUCUGUUCGUACCGUUAAGACUUUAAUCGCAUUUUGAUAAUGCGAUCACGGUGAACGCCACGUAAAAUGCAGCCCAAAAGUUAACAACGUUUAUGUUCGUUCUGUAUUUUUGUUCAACAAAUAAACCACCACACAAGAGUCAAGUCAGCAAAAAGUGACCCAGACACACCAGCUGAUCCAAAGGCACCACAGCAGCAGACAGACAGACCAUCACACCUGCUACGAAUAAAGGGGAUUUAUUUACAAAACUGGCAUUUCUGGUGGAUCUGAACAUUGCCUGGAUACUAGAAUAACAUCAAUUUGAUUGAUAAUGGCCCUGUCCAGGAAUUUGGUAUCAAAGAUCUAUAACAUAAAGGCACACGAUGGUAAAGUCACCAGCCUCGAUCUUGGGGAAACGGGCCGUGUGCUGGUCACCGGUGGCGAGGAUCGCAAUGUCAAUCUCUGGGCCAUUGGCCAGAACGAGUGCUUUAUGUCCCUAACUGGCCAUAAUCGUUCCAUUGAUUGCGUACGGUUUGCAUACAAAGACAAUUUUGUUUACUCUGCCGAUGAUAUUGGCAUCAUACGACGAUGGGAUCUCAAUGCACAGAAGAUAUAUUCAACGCUCAAUGGGCAUAUGAAGAGUGUGCGCACCCUGGACUUUAAUCCCUCGGGGGAGUACGUGGUAUCUGGCAGCAAUGAUACCACCGUAAGACUUUGGGACGUUCAGAAUGAGAACAAUUGCAUUCGAGUGUGCCGGGGCCAUAUGUCGCAUGUGAACUCUGUUAAAUUCUCCCCUGACGGACUAUGGAUUGCUUCCGCUGGUCUGGAGGGAUCCAUUCUCAUCUGGGACAUACGGAAGAGCAAACAGAUCAUGGAGUUUAUAGCAGAGCCACCAGUCACGGCCAUCACAUGCAUACAGUUCCAUCCGUUUGAGUUCCUGCUCGCAGCUGGACGCAUCGAUGGCACCGUGUCCAUCUAUGAUCUGGAGCAUCAGCAGCUUGUCUCGCAGACCACACAUUUCUAUGGCCAGGCCAUCAGAUGCAUAACGUUCAGUGACAAUGGUGAAUGCCUCUUUGUGGGCAGUGUUUCGGGCAUCUCUGUCAUUGGCUGGGAGCCCGACCGUGAGCUGGACCACAUAAAGGGCUCCUGGUCCUCGCUGGGUGACAUGAAAGUGGUCAACAAUAAGCUGAUCUGUGGCUGUCAUGAAAUCGAUGCUGUGUCCAUUAAUACCAUAAGUCUGGACCGUGUGAUACCGUUCUAUCAGCCGCCGAAUACCCUGCCCAACUUCAAGCACAAUUCAACGAACCGAAAGAGCUUUACGCGCGGCAACCAAAAGUUUCGUUUGUCUUUGGGUGGUUCCAAGCCCGCCCAGGUCAAGGAGGAGCAAGAGCAUGACAAUAAAAGUCAGAAUUUCGAUGAUCUAUCAUCGCCAAAUCUGAGUCUGGAGGUUGUGAACGAGGCCGUAUUGGAAUCGACAGAGAUAUCGCCCAUUUCGUCGCUGCAGCAUCUGCCACAGCCCGGUCUAGUGGCACCUGGCGAGCACGUGCAUCCGUAUAGCCUCUACAGCUAUAGUAGCUACAGCGGUAUGGAUGUGGGCGGUUCCAGUUCCACCCGCCUCUUGCAGAUGAAUGGCCCCAGCUCGCUGCACACAGCGGAGAACUAUAACAAUAUUUAUCCGCUGGAGAAGGAGGAGGAGCCCGAGGCUGAGGCCGAGGCCGAGGUGGAUGUGCAGCAUUUGGAGUACAAUCUGAACGAGAGCAAUGCACCGAUACUCUCCAAUUAUGAUAACUACGAGAUGGCCGAGGACUUUCCAGUCAAUCAGAACUUGAACUAUUUGGUCAGUAGCUAUAAGGCAGUGCCGCCCGCCUCCUCCACGAUCAAUGCCUCGUCCAAGUCGAUCAAAAAAACCACCACCAAUCUGCACAAGCGAAGCACGGGCAUCAGCAACACCAAACAGUCAUCGACGGCCAUUUUCGGCAGCAAUAAGCUGAGCCAAGUGUCGUCGGUUAGCUCGAUGGAGCUGCACAAGCUGGACGACAAUAUGAUACUCAAGAAAUCGUCCUCCUCGAAUGUGGUCAACAAGAACAAACGGUCGAUGGUGGCGACCACGCAGAGCCAGUUCUACAAGGAGAAUAGCCAGCAGAAGAAUAUCAAUGUGGAGAUAAUCACAAAGCCGCCAAUGAGGUCACGCACCACCCUAGACAUGCGUAUAUCGCAUCAAAACAAAACUCAGGAAAAGCAUACACACGUGAGUGAUCUCCAAAAAAAAAGGUUUCAGCAUGCCAUAUUGAUUGAUUCCCUCUUGCAGCAGCCACUUAACAAUCAUCGCAUCAUAGCAGAUGAUCACAAUGAUUUUGAUUUCCUCUCAAGAUCACACGAGGCUGUGCUACAGGAAUUGAGCAAUCGCCAGACCAGCCUGGAUUUGCUACGACACUCCACAAGGUCGCAUGAUGUUUUGGGCGCCUUGAAGCAAGCUAGGAAUACCGGAAGAUCGAUCUUUAUAGAUCUGCUGGGAGCCAUCCUAGAGAAACCGUCCUCUUGGAACUUGGAUUUCUGCAUAUUCGUUUUGCCAGAGAUAUUUGAACUUUUGCAAAGUCAACACAAGUUCCACUUUACCAGAGCCUGUGAUACAUUGCGUAUCAUUUUGUCAAACUUCUUGCCAACCAUACAGGAGAACCUCGACCCGUGGGCGGCCAAUGGCUUGGGCGUGGAUGUGACGCGGGAGGAUCGCCAGAGGAAGUGCGCCGAAUGCCAGCGAUGGCUGUUGCAGAUCAAGAACCUGCCCGAAAGCAUUCACUUUGGGGGCACGCUGUCACAAUUGCAGAAUAUAAUUGUUUUUUAAAACAUUGCAUGCAUAUCUGUAGACUGUAAAUUGUCCACGGGGUUCAGAUUAGAUCCAGACUCUUGAACGAUUAUCACCCACUGUGCAGGUACAGACAGCUUCCUUUUCUUUUUUUUUCGGGGGAGUGGCCUCAUUUGUCGCUCUAAGCUGCCAAAAAAAAACUAUAAACAAAAAACAUUUUAAACACACAAUCGAUUCAGGAGAAGCAGCCGCUUCCGAACCCUGUUUGUUUAGCAUUAACAAAAACCCUUAGUCAUUAAAUGAUUUACACUAUUAAUUCGUUAUUGAAACUAAUUUAUAUAAUUAUUAUUUACACAUACCACCUAAGCCUUAUAAAUUUCAAAAGUGUGCAACAAAA